This is a messenger RNA of Drosophila sulfurigaster albostrigata, 992 nucleotides long. It is a transcript of the gene CCHa2, whose product is annotated as neuropeptide CCHamide-2. The coding region runs from base 247 to 666 and encodes 139 amino acids. Gene Ontology annotation, molecular function: neuropeptide hormone activity. The record is from RefSeq and is a predicted model, not a curated record. NCBI's taxonomy places the organism in Eukaryota, Metazoa, Arthropoda, Insecta, Diptera, Drosophilidae. Gene Ontology annotation, biological process: neuropeptide signaling pathway. The transcript has 4 exons.
CACAAAAAAAAACCCCAAACAGUAUCUGUGAUUUCAAUAUACACUACUUUUUACAUUAAUUCUACACGUAUACAAAGUUCUCAGAAACUAUUUAUUGCAAUAACAAUGUGCUGAUAAUAAAUAAAAGGCAUUCCUCGUUAAUUAUUGUGUGUGUGUGUGACUGUGUUUUUUAAAUCUUUUUUUGUUUGCUUUAUAUAAGCCAGAAGCCAAGUAUAACGAGUAAUCAGUGCGAUCCCGAGUUCCAAAAUGAAAUCGACUAUUUCACUGCUGCUGGUUGUCAUCUGCACCGUAGUCUUGGCCGCCCAACAGAGCCAGGCCAAAAAAGGCUGUCAGGCCUAUGGCCAUGUCUGUUAUGGCGGACAUGGGAAACGCUCCUUGAACGGCAACGGAGCUGCUGCUGCUGCUGCCGGUUCAUCUGGCGGCCUCGAGCAGGAGUUUGUGCGUCCCAACGGAUUGCUGCCGAUGCUAGCACCCAACGAACAGAUGCCCGCUGUGCCCGAUUCCGAAUUCGAUGAUUAUCCCUCACGUCAGGUGCUCUACAAAAUAAUGAAAUCAUGGUUUAAUCGCCCACAUCGACCUGUGCCACGUCUCGGUGAAUUGGAUUAUCCUCUCGUCAACUCUGGGGAAAACUUCAAUCGGGAACUCGCAAUGAAUGCACUGAACUAAGUGAUGCCGAAAACCUCUACACUUCAAUCAAUCGAACCAAAUACGUAUCACUUUCUUCAGCAUCCGACAAACAAACUUAGAAAACAACAACAACAGUUACAACAAUGAAUAAUGUGCAUGUUUAUUACAAUGUUUCAUAGGUGUCUACACAUAGAGCAACAAAUUUUCGCUACUUGCUUACAAAUGAGCUGUGUGAAAAUUCGAAAAGCAUCUGAAAUUUUUAAGGGCUGGUAAAAAUUUCAGUAAAUAAAAAAAAAUUAAUAAUAAUAGUAUACUGGAAGCAGGCAAAACGUUUUUUGUGAAUAAAAACAUAAUGGGAAAAUGCA